Olea europaea var. sylvestris is the source of this 354-nucleotide messenger RNA. Its product is annotated as auxin-induced protein 6B-like. The transcript has a single exon. The record is from RefSeq and is a predicted model, not a curated record. The coding region runs from base 27 to 341 and encodes 104 amino acids. Gene Ontology annotation, biological process: response to auxin. NCBI's taxonomy places the organism in Eukaryota, Viridiplantae, Streptophyta, Magnoliopsida, Lamiales, Oleaceae.
UACACAUACGAAUCCAUAUUUGCAAUAUGCAAGAGGAGAAGAAGAAGAUGAAGUUGAAGAAAGGGUGGGUGGCGGUGGAAGUGGGAUUGGCAGAUGAUAAUGAAUUUCAAAGAUUUGUAAUCCCAAUUUCAUAUUUAUACCAUCCUCUAUUUCAAAGGCUUCUUGAUGAAGCUCGAGAGGUAUAUGGCUACCACACAACGGGCCCUCUUAGACUGCCAUGUUCAGUCGAUGAUUUUCUUGAUAUUCAGUGUCGGAUUGAGAGAGAAACCACUAGUCACAGUUACGGCCGUCGCCGCCAUCAUCACCAGCUCUCCAUGUCUUUAUCGUUUAACUCGUGUUAAAGUUGUGCUAUGG